AUGAAUUUAUCAUUGUCAACAAAUAAAGUUAACGAAAAUAACAUCGAUGUUACAUUAAUGCACGCCAAUAGAAAAGGUACAACGUAUUAUAAUAAUAAUAAUAAUAACAAUUUUAAAAGCAAUAUAAUACAAGUUGAAAAAAAUGUGUUUCGUCAAAAUGAAUUAACAAUGAAAUUAAAUGAUGAUGAAGAACAAUACAAUGAUGAUGAGGAUGAAGAACAAUACAAUGAUGAUGAGGAUGAAGAACAAUACAAUGAUGAUGGUUAA
Messenger RNA from Rotaria sordida, 267 nucleotides. Lineage: Eukaryota; Metazoa; Rotifera; Eurotatoria; Philodinida; Philodinidae. The record is from the annotation of a GenBank genome assembly.